This is a messenger RNA of Drosophila grimshawi, 5803 nucleotides long. RefSeq names its product atypical protein kinase C (gene aPKC). Gene Ontology annotation, molecular function: ATP binding; protein binding; protein serine/threonine kinase activity. Gene Ontology annotation, biological process: protein phosphorylation; establishment or maintenance of cell polarity. The coding region runs from base 289 to 3279 and encodes 996 amino acids. The transcript has 9 exons. The record is from RefSeq and is a predicted model, not a curated record. Lineage: Eukaryota; Metazoa; Arthropoda; Insecta; Diptera; Drosophilidae.
UGGUCUAAAGUUUCCCAUUCUCUUUGUGGUUAGCUGUGCUGCACUCUUUUCGGUUCGCUUGUUGACAUUGCCAGUUCAUGCAAAUUGGCGGCAAUUAAUAGCAACCAGCAGCAGCCGCAGCAGCAGCAGCAGCAGUUGCAGCACCAAAAGUCAAGUGCAAAACAAACCGAACUGAAAUAUUCAACGCGCAGCAAACAAAGCUAAAAAAAAAACAAAAAAAAAAGCAAAACUAAAAACAAGGAGCAGAAGAAGAAGCAGCAGGAGCAGUAGCAGCAGCACACAGGAAUUAUGGCUUGGGGCUAUUGGUCCGCCACAACAGUGGAUCGCGGACGUUCGCCGCGCCGCUUGACGCAGUGCACCCCGCUGCCUGUUAAUUUAGUACAGCAGGAGGAGGAGGAGGAGCAGCCACCGCCAUGUUUGCCCCAACAACAGCAACAGCAUCAGCAACAACAGCAGCAACAACAACAGUCACAGCAAUCGCAGACCUGCCCCAGCACACCAUCUGCCAAUCAGCAGGGAGGUGGCAAUGGGGGCGGCGGUGGAACACUCUGCUACAGUCCGACAUGUCGUUCCCGGUGCUCGAGUCCGUGUCCUGGUUCGCCGUGCGGCUCGAUAACGCCGCCGCCCCCGCCAUUGAUGACAUCCUCGCAACAGCAUCUGCAUCAGCACUCGAACAAGAAUUGCCCGGCGGCACAGCAGCUGCUCACGCAUCUGGAUUACGCGGCCCGCAGACAGUCGCUUGAUCAGCUGGACAGUCCGCAGGUACUGAACACGUCGAAGUACUUUGAUAUUCAGGCCAAUCAGCUAUCGGACAUCAUGUGCCGCGGCGCGGUUGUCAGCUCGAUACAGUCGGCGAACAAUACGCUGACCCGUGGCGUCUCCCUGCACAGUCGCAGCGGCAGCGCACAUGGCAGCCAUCAUAGUCACAGUCAUCAUGGCAGCGCACACGGCUCCCUCGGCUGUCUGCAGGGCAACGUGGGAGUUGGCGUCGGCGUUGGCGUUGGCACUGGCAGCACUGGCAGCAUUGGCAUGAUGUCCGCCAGUCAUAUAGAUACCGGGGACUACGAUGUGCCUCAUCCGCAUCCGUAUACGCAUCAUUAUAUGCAGACAACGGCAUCGGUGACGCCGCCGCAUGCCACAUUGAGCAGGCCCGGUUCGGCUGGUGCCGUUUGCACCGGUCACGAUUCGGGCUCCGAUUCGAGUCAGGGCUGUGGUGGCUCCAUAAUGGGCGGCAUGCUGGUAAUGGGUCAUGCCGGACAUAUGGGCAGCCUGGGACAUCAUAGCACGGGCAGCGGUUCGCUGGGUCGCUGCUCCAGUCGCUGUCACAACAAUACCACAACCACAGAUGACUCGGGCGGUGGCAGCAGUGGCGGUGGUGGUGGCGCCAACACUGCCACUAUUGCCCUUGGAGGUGGUCCGGGCAUGCUCAUGGACUAUCAUCAUGGCCAUCACAGUGGCAGCGCUGGCAGCGGCCUCAAUGGCUGCGGCGGCGGUGGCGGAGUUGGAGGAGGAGGAGGAGGCGGCAGUAUUGCCGGUGGCAGUAUUGGGGGACGCAGCAGUGUCCUGGGCACCAUUCACAAUGGCCACGGUCAUCAUCAUCAGCAAUAUCAUCACGAGUGCAUCCACUACGAACGUCUGCCCAUACCCGUGCCCAUACCCACGGUGCCCAUGGGCGUAACGCAACAACAACAGCAGCAACAACAACAACAGCAGCAGCAGCAACAUCAUAUGUCCUCCCAACAUCAGCUGCAGUCGGAGGAGGAGAUCGAACCAGCCUAUGCAACAGUAUUUCCCAAUGUUCCUCAAGCGCCGGGCUUGUCCUGCGAUGGCGAAGAUCGCAGCAUUUACAGAAGAGGCGCUCGCCGCUGGCGCAAAUUGUAUCGCGUCAAUGGACACAUUUUCCAGGCCAAGCGUUUCAAUCGCCGUGCCUUUUGUGCGUAUUGCCAGGAUCGAAUCUGGGGCCUAGGUCGACAGGGUUUCAAGUGUAUCCAGUGCAAGCUGUUGGUGCACAAAAAGUGUCAUAAGCUCGUGCAGAAACACUGCACCGAUCAGCCCGAGCCGUUGGUCAAGGAACGGGCCGAGGAGUCGAAUGAUCCAAUGCCGGUGCCAUUGCCACCGCUGCCGUAUGAAACUGUUGGCGGCGGUGCCGAUUCGUAUGAGCCGCACGAGCAUGCGCACAUUGUGGUGCCGCCACCGCAAGAGGAUUCACUGGAGCCGGCCACCCAGCGUCAGUAUUCGCUGAAUGACUUUGAGCUGAUACGCGUCAUUGGGCGUGGCAGCUAUGCCAAGGUGCUGAUGGUGGAGCUGCGACGUACGCGUCGCAUCUAUGCGAUGAAGGUGAUCAAGAAGGCGCUGGUCACCGAUGACGAGGACAUCGACUGGGUGCAGACCGAGAAGCAUGUCUUUGAGACGGCCUCGAAUCAUCCAUUCCUCGUCGGGCUGCACUCUUGCUUCCAGACGCCCUCGCGCCUCUUCUUUGUCAUUGAGUUUGUGCGCGGCGGCGAUUUGAUGUAUCACAUGCAGCGACAACGUCGCCUGCCCGAGGAGCAUGCCCGCUUCUAUGCCGCCGAGAUUAGUCUGGCAUUGAAUUUUCUGCACGAGAAGGGCAUCAUCUAUCGUGAUCUAAAGCUGGACAAUGUGCUAUUGGAUCAUGAGGGCCACAUCAAGCUCACCGAUUAUGGCAUGUGCAAGGAGGGCAUUCGUCCCGGCGACACAACAUCCACAUUUUGCGGCACACCCAACUAUAUUGCGCCCGAGAUAUUGCGUGGCGAGGAUUAUGGCUUCUCGGUGGACUGGUGGGCACUGGGUGUACUCCUUUACGAAAUGCUUGCGGGUCGCAGUCCCUUUGACAUUGCGGGCGCUUCCGAAAAUCCCGAUCAGAAUACUGAGGAUUAUCUGUUCCAAGUGAUUCUGGAGAAGACCAUACGCAUACCGCGGUCGUUGAGCGUUAAGGCUGCCUCCGUUUUGAAAGGUUUCCUCAACAAGAAUCCCGCUGAUCGUUUGGGUUGCCAUCGCGAAUCUGCCUUCAUGGACAUUGUCAAUCAUCCGUUCUUCAAGGUCAUCGACUGGGAGAUGCUCGAACGCAAACAGGUUUCGCCUCCAUUCAAGCCACGUUUAGACUCAGAUCGCGAUCUGGCCAAUUUCCCGAUCGAGUUUACCGGCGAACCGGUGCAGCUGACACCAGAUGAUGACCAUGUCAUUGACAACAUCGAUCAGUCGGAAUUCGAGGGCUUUGAGUAUGUAAACCCAUUGCUCAUGUCAUUGGAGGAUUGCGUCUGACACCACGAGACGUGUGAUUUGCAUCCUUAUAAUAUGCGUCUCUAUGGCGAGGACUCCAGUGAUUACGAUUCCGUGGCUGACGAUUUAAGUCUACUGCAUUUGAACAGCGCAGGUGGUGCAGCCAAUACCAAUAAUAAUAUAAGCCAGCAGCAACAUUAUCGCCAACAGCAGCAACAGUCGCAACUGACACAGCAGCAAUAUCAUCCAUACCAACAGCAGCAACAGCAACAACAACAACAGCAGCAGCAGCCGCAACUGCAACAGCAUCUGCAGCAGCAGCAACAGCAGCAUCAGCAGCAGCAGCAACAUCAUAAUGGUAACAAUAACAAUCAUAAUAAUCACAUGCAAGCAAAUAAUAAUAAAAGUCUACUGCAGCACAUGUUUUGCCUUCCAUUGAACUAAUUAAAAUAACGAAUUAGAUAAAGAACAGCAACAAGAGCAACAGCUAAACAGACAGCAACAACAACUAGCAAAUGCAACAAAUAAACAAUUUAAAUACUAACAUUACUUAUUAAACAAAUAAUUAUAAUCUUCUAUAUACAACUGUCUUAAAGUAAAAACUGAGAAAAUAAGAACUACUUUCAUACCAAAAAAAAAAAACAAACAAAAAAAGCAACAAAAAAACAAAAACUGUCACAAAUUGCGAGUAUUACACUAAACUACAAACGAUUACUUUACUACUUAUGCACCUAGGCAAUUAGACAAACUCUUUGCAUGCAACAACAACAGCAACCAAAACAACAACGGCAACAACAGAAGAAGAAAAUUUCAAUAUUUAAUGCAAGACUUUUCAGCAAGACACUUAAAAAGUAUGCGAGGCAGCAAACAAUUUUUAAGCUAAUAAAUCUACAAUACACAUCUAAAAAACAAAUAUAUAUAUAUAUAUAAUUUUUAAAUAUUUAAAAGCAAGACAUUUAAUUUUACUACAAAAACAAAAUAGAAACACAACAAAAAUAAAAUAAAAAAGAAAAUCAAUCUAAUAUAUUUAAGCGCGUAAAUAAAUAAAUAAUGUAAAAUGUAUGUGUGUUAGUGUUAGUGAGCAGAAUGGUUUUUAAGUGCAACAGCAACAAACUGAUAAAAUGUGUGUGUAAGCAGAAAAUGCGUUAAAGUAUAGACAUAAUUGAACUGGCAAAAUUAUCAAAAAUAACAACAACAAAAAAACAAAAUGAAAUCAUUAUCAAAAUUUGAUGAUACGAACAAAAGUUGAAUCACUAUAAAAUAUAUAUAUUUAUAUAAGCAAUUAAUAAUUUAUUGUAUUUUCUGUAUUAUUGAAUUUACACACAAAAUCGUAAAAGCAUCCGUCUACUGGCAAUAUCUCUUUGUUUUUUGUUAAAGUAUUAGAAAAACUUUGCGUUUUCAACAAAACAAACACAUUCCACUUUGUACUUACUAUACGAAAUUGUUGUUAAAUUAUUGUAAAAUACGUAUAAGUAUGAGAUUCCCAGCAAGCAAUAAAAAACAAAAGAAAAACAAAAACUAUUAUUAUUAUAAUCACUGUCCCUUUUUAUUGCUAGUUGUAAACGAAAUCAAAAUUGAAUUAUUUUCCAAACACACGCAUUUUGUGUGUUCCCUAGAAAAUUGUUCCAAUUCUUUGCACUGUGUGAGUUUUUAACAAAAUACAAAAAUAUACAAAUAUUUAAAUAAAAUUGUAAAUUAUGGUUUUUAUAACCCUUAAAACAAGUAGAGAUAUUUAAACAAACAAAUGAAACAGAAUUCAAUUAGUAUUAAUACCAAAAUAUCAUUGUGUUGCUUUAACUUAAAUGAGAAUUUACCUAAAUUGUGUUGAAAAUUAACUACAAAUUUUUUAAAUCAAUCGUAUAUGAUAAACAAAACAAAAUAAGGUUAAUUGUUAAUGUAUUCAAAGUGGCAACACAACAUUAAGCAAUUUAAAAUUAUUAAACACUCAAAAAGGAAAACAAAAAAAUACACACAACAACAAAAUACCAACAACAACAAAAUGUUUUGAUUAAACAAAAAUAAUAGCAAACAAUCAAUUAAAGCGUAACAUAGUAAAUAAUUUAUAUACUUACAUAACUAAGUACAUACCUAUUAAAAACAAGAUGACGAACACACUGAACAAAUUUAGAAUGCACAUUUUUAAUUGUAAAAAAAAAAAACAAAACAAAAAACGUAGCAACAGCAAUGAAAUAAUGAAAAAUGAGUUUUUAAGUUAAUCGAAUUUUGAUAAAGUUCACCAGUUAAACGAAAAUUGUAGGCAGAAAUAUAAUUUAUAUAAAUAUACAUAUUAAAUUUUCUACUUUUUAGACAACUAUAUUUAUAAUAGUAUUUUGUGUGAAAAUUAAGAUUACUUUCUUUGUUUACUUUACGAGUAAUUGUUGUAUGUUUUGUCCAACUGCUGUUUUUGAUCAAUUUGAUUUGUAUUUGUACAAUUUUUUUACAUACUAAACGCACUUUGAGUACUUUAAAUGCUAGCAAAAUGUCAAACGAAAUUGAGAGCGCAAACAAUUUGCGUUACAAUUAUGCAUCUAAACAAACGAAUAAACUAUUGUGUAAGUAAUACAUU